UCAAAGGUUGGAGACCCGGCUGGUUAUAGGAAUGUCACCGGUGAUGAACAAGCAGCAGAAGGACAAAUAUGAAAAACAGAAAUGUGUAGAAGUAAUUUGUCGGGCUUGCGGUACUUCAAAUGACAGACGGUUUUAUUUCUAAAAUGUAUUCAGCUUCUCUUGCUGCCCCGAUGCCUGCUGAAGCGUGAUGCAUCCAGAGCAGCCCAGAACGGUCUUUGCCCCACAGAGACGAUGGGCAGAUACCACACCUCGGGGCACUCUGAGCACCGGCCUCCUGCAGGGCCUUAUCCAGAGCGUCAGGCCUCCUUCCUUCUGCCCUCUGCUCCCCAGGGUCCACGCAGCUGAUGCGGCUGCUGCCCAGCCUGCACAGAUGUCGUCGUCGUCCUCCUCCACUAGUCCUGCACCCAACCCCUCACCCAGCAUUAUGCCAAGCCACAUAGGCAGGCCAGAAUUCCCAGAUACAGGAUGGGACCGUAUCAAGGACCUCUUUGACAGAGACGUGACACAACGGUACCCAGAGGAGCUGACCAACGUGAUGAAGAGUUGUGUGACUGCCGCGCUAGCCGGCCUGCUCUACGGAGGCCUGCCAGCGGCUCGCCAUGCCAGGCAGAGGUACAUCCAACUCAGCCAGGCAGAACUCUAUACUAGUCGAGUGGAAGCAGUGCGCUCAGCCCAUAAUGCAGCAAUCCGCGGCUUCGUACGAUACGGAUGGAGAUGGAGCUGGAGAGUGGCGGCUUUUGUCACCUUAUUUAACUCCGUCAGCACAGGGCUGUCUGUGUACAGAGACAAGUAUACCCUUGGCCAUUAUGCUGCAGCUGGAGCAGUUACUGGAGGCCUUUUCAGACUGAACCUGGGACCCCGAGGCCUGGUGGCAGGAACAAUCAUCGGAGCAGUUCUGGGGUUUCCUACAGGUGCGUUGAUCAUCAGCAUGCAGUCAAUUGCAGGAGAAACGGCCAGAGAGCGGCGGAGGAGAGAGCGCAGGGAACUUUUUGACCUCAGACUCACAGAAUGGAAUGCCCGUCUGCACUUGACAGACGAGUUGAUUGGAGAUCUGAAGGUCAGCUCUCAGGCAGAAGAAACCAACAAGGACAUGCAAAGGAUCCAGGAACUGCUCAGUUUACCACAGAAUGAGGCUGUGGCUCAGGACUCACGCAGCUAAUGGUGGGAUAACCGGUUCUGCCUGCUAUCUGUCGCACAUUGAAGGUGGGACUUUACACAAAUGGGAGAAUCAAAUGUGUCACUUUGCCUGGAUGCAUACACCCUUCUCUAAUUGAAUGGAAACUGCUUUCCAUCAGAAUAAAAAACAACAACAUUGUGCUUCA
Messenger RNA from Pungitius pungitius (ninespine stickleback), 1322 nucleotides. RefSeq names its product translocase of inner mitochondrial membrane domain containing 1 (gene timmdc1). Gene Ontology annotation, cellular component: mitochondrion. Lineage: Eukaryota; Metazoa; Chordata; Actinopteri; Perciformes; Gasterosteidae. The record is from RefSeq and is a predicted model, not a curated record. The transcript has 8 exons. The coding region runs from base 188 to 1159 and encodes 323 amino acids.